GCUUAAUAACAAGAAGAUGGAGAAGUUGAUUUGCCCCAACAGGAGCUUUGAACAAACUGGGGAGAGGUGUAUUACCUUACAGUAGCUUCUCGCUGUAGUGGUCUUGGCGAUGAAGGCGGUGAGAGGGGUCUUUUGGUAGCGACCUCCGUACCGACUGACAUCCGCCCACUCACACCGCGCUACGCGUCUCUCAGCUCGCGCAGCGCGUCUUCCCCACUAAAACAUGUCAAACCCCGGCACCUACCACACCACUAUCCCACCACCCCAGCUUAUUCUCCAGUCUACACACUAGUUCUGCCGCGAUCUUUGGGAAUACCCAUAGAUCAGCACUCGAAACCAUAUCUUUACUCGGCAGAAACCCCUAAUUGCGGGCACAAUGGCCUCGUCUGCGCCGUCUUCGCCUGCAUCGCGCGCGUCUCGCAGCGCGUCACCCACCUCAGCCCCAGCGCCCCCCCGCAGGCACAACCGGUUUCUGGUCUUGGCCGACAGCAGCUCUGAAGAGGACGACGAAAUCCUCCGUCCACGCGGGAAACUUGCGUCGAGAAUGCAAGUGCGCGGCAAUGCAGAGCCAAAAUCCGAAUCCGAGCCUGAGGCGGAGGCCGAGGACAACGCGACCUUGACGCGGGCCAGUCCGCCCGCUAUCUCGCCGGCGAAGAAGAGCGACGGUGCCGGCGCAGCUACCGAGCAGCAUGACAAUCACGAGGAGGACGAGGAUGUGAUCGUGGCGCGUCCCAGAAGGCUCAAGUCUCGCCGGGAACGCAGCUCUACCCCAGCGACCGAGACCAGGCCGCAGGAACCGGCGUCGUCUCCCGGCCUGUUUGUCUCGCCAUCCAAGCCGCAGACCCCGUCGACAGGGAAUGCCGGAGUUGGCGGUGAUAACGAUGACGAUGACGACGAUGACUUGCCCAGUCCGGCCGCAUUGACCAAGAAUCCCCGCUUCCUCGCCCUUGUUGCCAAGAAGCGGCAGGAACGGCUGGCACGCGAGGCCGAAGAAGCCCGCAAGAAAGCCGAGCGCCGCAAGGCAGCUGGCCACGACGACCAAGACGACUUCCUGGCCGAGGACGAUGGAGACGACAACAUCACCGACGACGACGGCGGCCGGAAGCUCACGCAGGAAGCAUCCUCGGCACGCCCUGCGCGAAAGGCCAGCAAGAAGGCGAUCGAGGAGAUGAACCGCGAGACCCAGCGGCUGGCCCGUAGUCUGCAGCUGGCGCAUGAGGCGAGGGUCAGGAAGAAGAUUCCCAAGGCCGCCCUGUUUGAGCGGUUCAACUUCAAGCCCGAAGGCGCACCAGCGCCUUCCGAACCUGCGCCGGCAGCGGCGAGCUCGAGCCGUGCCCCGACGCCGGAGUCCGCGCAGCACACCGAUGCUGAGAUGAAGGGUGCCGACACGCCGCCUAGUUCGCCGCCGCAAGUUGGCAAGGAUGCGGGUGCGGAGGAGGUUGCCCGGGCAGUGUCUGAGGCACCCAGACAUGAAGGAGACGACGACGACGAUGACUUCCCUACUCUAGAAGAAAUGGUGGAAGCAGCCGCUGCCCGCAGGAAGCUCGACAAGGGCAAGGGCAAAGCUACUGCUGCCGAGCUCGAGGAGGCCGAGCAGCGCGCGGCCGCCAAGUCGCAGAAACGCAACAUCCGCGUCAAGCUCCCACCCAUCCAGGCCAACGCCGCAACUCUAACCCUGGACGACGAUGACCUCGUCAUCCAACCGACCCGCAAGUCCAAAAUCGACGCCAUCUUCGACCGCGCCCCGCUCAACCAAGCCAAAGAGCCGCGCCCGCUCCAACUGCUCCGCCGCCUCGCCCACCUCGACGACCCGGACAAGAAGCCCAUCCCCCCUUCCCGCGCAGGGAGGAACAAGCUCCACGACCAGCACUCCCACCAUCAUGAGCAGGCGCCCAUGACGGCAGGCGAGUUGCACGCCAGCCUGCUGCAGCGCGCGCGACAGCAGGCCAAGCUCGAGCGCGACCGUCACCUGGAGAUGCUGCGGGCGCGGGGCGUGUACGUGCCGACGGCCGAGGAGCGGGAGCGCGAGCUGCAGGCCGUGGACGACAUCGUGGCCAGGGCGAGGCGGGAGGCCGAGGAGAUCAUGGAGCGGGAGCGGGAGGCCGCGAAGGCGGAGAGGAAGAAGAGGCGGGAGGGGGAGGGCGGGGAGGAUCCGUUGGGGUGGGACGAUAGCGAUGAGGAGGAGGAUGAGGAGGAGGACGAGGAGGAGGAGGUCGAGUUUGAAUUGUCUGGUUCUGAGGAGGAGGAGGAGGGCGGCGAAGAGGAAGAGGGUGCCGAAGAGGAGGAGAAGGAGAAGGAAACCAUGAACAUGAUUGAUGAUGCUGCCGAGAGUGCAGAGGAGUCGGAGACUGAAGAGGCUACCGAGCAAGCUGAGGACAAAGACUCGGAUGAGGAGGUCGUCAGCGCAAAGCACGCUCGCCGCAGGCCGAGAAAACAAGUUACCAUCCUCUCUGACGAGGAAGACGACGACGACGACGACGCCGCACCCUUUGUCAAGGCCACUCCUCAGCCGAAGGCUCACUUCCCAAAGUCGCCGUCGACUCGCAACGCCGAGUCGCCCAGCGUGCCGACAUCGGUCCUGCGAUCGGCAACAAAGACUUUCAUCCCUGGACUCCCCGUCUCCGGUCCGGCCGGUCUGGGGCUGACGCAGAUCUUCGCUGGCACCAUGGAUGACAGCCAGAUGGGCACGGCCCCUGCGGACUCGCCGUCGCAGCCGAGACCUACCUUUGAUGUCACGGCCUUCCCCGACUCCAACUUCUCGCAGACCGCCCAGGAAGCUGCGGAGGACAUGAUCCUCGACAGCCAGCCCACGACAGGGGAGACGCAGCAAGCCGAGACCCAGGGCGUCCAGAUCCAGUUCUCGCAGUCCCAGAUGCACGGCUUCGACACCUUCCUCCGGGAGGGGGAGAACCUGACGCAGGCAUCCGACCUCAUCGAGCCGACUCAGGACGCUGGUUUCCGCAACUACUCCCCGCUCCGCCAGCGCUUCGUCGAAGCCCCCGUCUCGACCGUCGAUACACUCCCCGUUGGCCGGACCCAGGCCGACGCCGAGGCUGGGCAGAACGACUCGCCGCUGGUGCGGCGGACCGGCAAGCUGAGGCGCAAGGCCGACGUCGUCCCCGCCUCGCCCAGCCGCCGCCUCGCUUCCGUCUCGGAUGGGGAAGACGAGGCGAUGGAGGAUCACGAGACGGACGAGUUCGGGUUCGGCACCGUGCCCAACAACGCGUUUACCGCCAUGAAGAAGGCUGCGCUCAAGGAGAAGAAGCGCCAGGCCGCGUUUGACAAGAAGAAGAGCAAGGCCCGCGAGAUGGUCGAGGAGCAGGCCGAGGAGUCCGAGGAUGAAUAUGCCGGGCUUGGCGGCCCCGACGGGGAAGACAGCGACGAUGACGACGAUGACCAGUCGGUCAAGGAGAUUAUCGAUGACGAGACCAAGGCUGACGAGGCUGACGAGCGGAAGCUGGCUGCCUUCCAUGCGUAAGUCGCUAUCACCCCUUUCUGCGUUAUCCCAAUAUCCCAGCCGGAAGCUAACCCCUCG
This is a messenger RNA of Thermothielavioides terrestris NRRL 8126, 3535 nucleotides long. RefSeq lists its product as uncharacterized. Gene Ontology annotation, molecular function: anaphase-promoting complex binding. Gene Ontology annotation, biological process: activation of protein kinase activity; mitotic G2 DNA damage checkpoint signaling; mitotic DNA replication checkpoint signaling. The coding region runs from base 545 to 3478 and encodes 977 amino acids. The transcript has a single exon. Lineage: Eukaryota; Fungi; Ascomycota; Sordariomycetes; Sordariales; Chaetomiaceae. The record is from RefSeq and is a predicted model, not a curated record.